Danaus chrysippus (African queen) is the source of this 366-nucleotide messenger RNA. The record is from the annotation of a GenBank genome assembly. Lineage: Eukaryota; Metazoa; Arthropoda; Insecta; Lepidoptera; Nymphalidae.
AUGUGGUAUCGUUCUGUGAUAAUACAAUUGGCUGUGCGCCUAUUACUUCACUAUUACGAUGAGCUACAUCUUGCGUCAGAGGGCGGGGAAAGUGUGACGUCAGCGGCGCGCAUGCGAAGAAAGCAAAGUUGCGCAUGCGACCGCUCAGCGGGCACUUUUGCUUUCGCAGGAGGCCGUAACGUCUCGCCGAUAGCGAAAACGGUUAUACCUACCUUCACUGUCACUUUUUUGUGCGAACGUAAACAUAAGCUCGUUUGCGGCAACCCUGCCCUGGUGUGGCACCGCGCGCAACUGGGUCAGUGGGCCGCCCCCCGCGCCGUCCCCGAGCGAGCGGUGGCGCAACCGCUCGAACGCGCACUAACAUAG